CUAUCACAUGGCCGGAGAGCCACAAAAACAACAGCUUUGGCCAAGACCGUGACUUCAGGAAAGGGAACCCAGGGCUCUCGCAGCCAGCCCCCACCCCAUGGAGGAGAGUUUUCUUGACUCCUUUGGGAGGCUCAGCCUCCAGCAGCAGCGGCCGCAGCAGAAACCUCGGCCGCCGGCCCCGCCGCCCCCGCGUGGGACACCUCCGCGCCGCCACAGCUUUAGGAAACACCUCUACCUCCUGCGAGGCCUCCCGGGCUCGGGGAAAACUACACUGGCCAGACAAUUGCAACACGACUUUCCCAGGGCCCUGAUUUUCAGCACGGAUGAUUUUUUCUUCAGGGAAGAUGGUGCCUAUGAGUUCAAUCCUGACUUCCUGGAGGAAGCGCAUGAGUGGAACCAGAAAAGAGCCAGAAAAGCAAUGAGGAAUGGCAUAUCCCCCAUUAUUAUUGAUAAUACCAACCUCCACGCCUGGGAAAUGAAGCCCUAUGCAGUCAUGGCACUUGAAAAUAACUAUGAAGUUAUAUUCCGAGAACCUGACACUCGCUGGAAAUUCAACGUUCAAGAGUUAGCAAGAAGAAACAUUCAUGGAGUCCCAAGAGAAAAAAUACACCGAAUGAAGGAGCGGUAUGAACACGAUGUUACCUUUCACAGCGUGCUUCACGCCGAAAAGCCCAGCAGAAUGAACAGAAACCAGGACAGGAAUAACGCGUCCCCUUCCAACGGCGCACGAUACUGGAAUCCCUACGCAGAGUUUCCCAACCGGAGGGCUCCUGGGGGCUUCACAAACGAGGGCUCCUGUAACAGAAGAGGCGGUUGUCACCAUGGAUAUUAG
Messenger RNA from Odobenus rosmarus divergens (Pacific walrus), 832 nucleotides. It is a transcript of the gene N4BP2L1, whose product is annotated as NEDD4 binding protein 2-like 1. NCBI's taxonomy places the organism in Eukaryota, Metazoa, Chordata, Mammalia, Carnivora, Odobenidae. The transcript has 5 exons. Bases 98 to 832 code for a protein of 244 amino acids. The record is from RefSeq and is a predicted model, not a curated record.